Messenger RNA from Andrographis paniculata, 1309 nucleotides. RefSeq names its product 2-oxoglutarate-dependent dioxygenase DAO. The record is from RefSeq and is a predicted model, not a curated record. The transcript is spliced from 2 exons. The coding region runs from base 118 to 1203 and encodes 361 amino acids. Lineage: Eukaryota; Viridiplantae; Streptophyta; Magnoliopsida; Lamiales; Acanthaceae.
UUUUGUUGUAUAUCAUCUGUGUGAGUUCAUACAUAAUAUAAAUCACAUUAGUUUGGCGGCUCAGUCUCCCUUUAUUUUCAAUCAUUCAAUCUCCACCGUCCAUUCGCACUACAAGCUAUGGCAUCGUCGGCUGAAAAUCAUUCCCACCGCCACCGCGCUCCGUUCGCCGCCGCCGCCACGGUAGCGGCACCGCCGCCGACCCCCUCCGCUCAGCCCAACCUCUCUGCGCCGCCGUCGACGGCGUCCUCCGACCUUCUCUCCCAUCUCCUCCUCCGCCUCCCUCCCUCCCUCUCCCUCUCCCGCCGCCCCUCCUCCGCCGUCGCCGCGGCGGCGGAGACGGCUACACCUCCAGUAGUUUCUCUCUCCUCCCUCAAUUCCUCUCUCCUCUCCGCCGCCACUCAGUUCGGCUUCUUCCACCUCGCCGAUCACCGCAUCCCCGCCGGCCUCCCUUCAUCCGCCGCAUCCUCCGCCGGCGCUCUCUUCGACCUCCCCGAUCACCGGAAAAAGUCCCUUUUUCCGGCCAACUGGCCGCUCGGCCACGAUACCGGCGACGACGACGGCGCCGCCGAGUCGUUCUGCCUCGACGGCACGGCGGGCGCCGCCGAGUCGGCGGAGGAGUUGAGCAUGGGUCCGCUGCGCGAGUUCGCCGCCGAAAUGGAGAAAAUCGGGCUGACGGUGGCGGAGGCGUUGGCCGCCGCCGCCGGAUUCGAAAGCCCGCCGGAGGGCGAAAAGCUUUGCCCGCUGAUGUGGAUAUCGGGUGGUUCGAGUAGACCGGGUCGGGUCUACCCGUACGUAGUGGGGCUCCAUUACCAAAUGCAGAGACGAAAUCAGCUUUUGCUGUCGGAUUCGGGUUGGGUCACAGUCCCGGGCCGGCCAGAAUCUCUGCUGGUCACUAUUGGAGAUAUCGCUCAGGUUUGGAGCAAUGGAAAAGUGAAGAAAGUGAGAGGAAGGCCUAUUCCUAGUGAAAAUAACAACUCUCAUUGCAUAACAAUGUCGUUGAUUAUUACACUUCCCGUCGAGAGCACUGUCUCCCCUCGUAUUCCUAGUUUAGUAUCACUACAAAACAGAGAAGAAGAAGAUGACAUUUACGAGAAAAAUGGAUCAAAGAGUUUGUUCACUUCCUUUUCUUUCGAAGAUUAUGCAUGGAGGGUUUAUCACGAGUGCUUGCACCUUAAGGAUACCCUGAUGAGAUACCGAAUUUGAACCUCUCUCUCUUUCUCUAUAUAUAUGUAUAUAUAGAAUUUGUGAGAGUAGAUCGGUGUAAUCGAUGUUGGAAGUAAGUUUAUUUAUGUGGAGUUUGUUUUGGACU